Molecule: messenger RNA, 3187 nt
Organism: Zootoca vivipara (common lizard)
Lineage: Eukaryota; Metazoa; Chordata; Lepidosauria; Squamata; Lacertidae
Biological process (GO): regulation of transcription by RNA polymerase II
Molecular function (GO): RNA polymerase II cis-regulatory region sequence-specific DNA binding; DNA-binding transcription factor activity, RNA polymerase II-specific
Source: RefSeq, a predicted model, not a curated record
AUACGUCACUUCCUGCGAGGGGCUGCUGUGCCUGUCUCUCUUUUUUCCUUCAUGGCGUUUCCUGGGAUUUUCUAGCUGCUGUAAUUUGGACAAACUGAACACGGCAGGAGAAAAGGGGAUUCCUUCUGAUCUCUUGGAAGUUUCCUGAGAGUACAGAUGGAUGAGCGAGCCUCAGCUGGCCCUGAAGGAGGAAGAGGGCACGGCAUCAAAACUGGGAGCAGUGGGGGAUUCUGGAAAAACUCCGUGCAGAAGAUCCUGGGUGAGGAGGACACCCUCCGCUCAGAGGUGCAGAGCCAGCAGUUCAGGCGGUUCUGCUACCAGGAGGCCAAAGGACUCCGAGAGGUUUGCAGCCAACUCUACCACUUUGACCGUCAAUGGCUAAAGCCAGAAAGGCAUACGAAAGCUCAGAUGUUGGACCUGGUGAUCAUGGAGCAGUUCCUGGCUGUCCUUCCAGCGGAGAUGGAGAGCUGGGUGAGGGAAUGUGGAGCGGAGACCACUUCCCAGGCAGUGGCCCUGGCCGAAGGUUUCCUCCUGAGUCAGGCAGAGGAGAGAAAGCAGGCAGAGCAGCAGGGAAAGGAUCUGUUUGCAGGAAUGGGUUCAGGUGUCUCUGAGGCAGAGGGGGCUCGGUUGGACACCAAAGAGAGGCCACUGGGUGACAGAAAGACUUUGGCAAAACCUCACCCAUCUUUUCAUUGUGUCAGAGGGGAAGUGGUGGCUGUGGAAGUGGAUCAGGGUUCAGUGUGCUUUGAAGACGUUGCCGUUUCUUUCACAGACGAGGAGUGGGCAUUGCUGGAUCCUGACCAGAGAGCUCUGCAUAAGGAAGUCAUGGUGGAGAAUCGUGGGAUCAUGGACUCUCUCAGUGGUGAAAUGUUAGAAGUCCACAUAAUGGAGAAGGUACAUAAAUAUUUGGGGUGCGGAGAGAGCUUCUGUCAGAAGGUCCAUCUCACUUCCCAGGAAAGAACUCAUAGAGGAGAGAAACAAUAUCCGUGCUUGGCAUGUGGAAAGAGCUUCAGUCACAGAGCCAACCUUGCAACCCAUAAAAGAAUUCAUACCGGGGAGAAACCAUUUCAAUGCCCGGAGUGCGGAAAGAGCUUCAGCCAGAGCGCCCAUCUCACUACCCACCAAAGAACUCACAGCGGAGUGAACCCAUACAUGUGUUUGGAAUGUGGAGAGAGUUUCAGAUACAGACGCACUCUCACUUCCCAUCAAAGAGUUCACACAGAGGAGAAACCGCACCAGUGCUUGGAAUGCGGAAGGAGCUUCGCCUGGAAGAAAUGGCUCACUUCCCACCAAAGAAUUCAUAAGGGGGAGAAACCCCACCAGUGUCUAGAGUGUGGGAAGAGCUUCAGCGAGAGCACCUCUCUCACUUCCCACCAGAGAACUCACAGCGGGGAGAAACCCUAUUGUUGCCUGGCAUGCGGAAAGAGCUUCAGUCACAGAGCCAACCUUGCAGCCCAUCAGAGGAUUCACACCGGGGAGAAACCGUUUCAGUGCCAAGAGUGUGGAAAGAGCUUCAGCCAGAGCACCCAUCUCACAACCCAUCAAAGAACCCACAGCGGAGAGAAGCCAUACCUGUGCUUGGAGUGUGGAAAGAGCUUCAGUCACAGGCACACUCUCACUUUCCACCAAAGAAUUCACAGCGGGGAGAAACCAUACUCCUGCUUUGAUUGUGGCAAGCGCUUCAGUCGUAGCGACAAUCUCGCAGCCCAUCAACGAACUCACAGUGGGGGGAAGCCAUAGGAGUGGCUGUGUACAUAUUUAAAUGUAUGAGACUUUAAUUAAAUUGUAGGUGUGUGAGGAUUGCCACAAUGUUCUUGUCCUUCGACGAGCCAGCAAAGAAGUCAUCCUCCUCUGUCAGAACCAUGGAGUGCACCAAUAACUCGGUGCCUAACAAUUCUUCACAUUGCAGACCUAGAUCUUCAAAGUGCAAUUUGGAUUACUUUUUUCAUGUUGCAUCGGGGAAGAGGGUCACAAGCGGUUUGGCAACACUGGUGAGGUCAUUGUCAACCAGUGCCAUCCAAUUGCAUUUCCAGAGGUGCUCUGGUCAGGAGAGAGAAAGGGAGAGUUUUAGGCAAAUGCCCCUUUUACUCCUCUCCCAGGAGAGAAGAGGGAUCGAUACACUCAAAAUACUCCUGGUUUUGCACCUGAACGAAGAUGCACGUGUAGAAUUACAGAAUCACAGAACUGUGGAGGUGGAAGGGGCUCCCAGAAGCAUCUAGUCUACCCCCUGGCUGCAGUGCAGGAAUCACAGCUAAAUUAGGAGUGGACUGACCACGUCGCCAUCCAUUAAAACAACACACACUUUAAAAUCUUAUUUCUUUUUAUUGUUAUUGAAUGACUUUGUUCUAAACAGAAGAAAUAACAUAGCUCCUUCUCUCUCUCUCUCUUACCCCCUCCCCCCAAUGGACCUUUUCUUUUUAGUGCAAAGUCUUCGGUGGAUACAAAUCUUCAUAUUUAUGAAGUACAGUACGUAAUUAUGUCAGGCACAAAAUAAAGUCUCUUUCUUUGACAACAACAACAACAACAAAAUCAAGUUAACACGAAACUCAAUUCCGUUAUCAAGAAGCAUUUGGCCUGUUUGACCACCUUCAGCCCCACAAACACCCAGCCAUCAAUAGUUGAGAAAUUAAUGCCAUGGUUUACUUGAGUUGCCAGCCAGCCAGCACUAAAGAUCCCCCUUUUUUCUAGGGGUUGAGAUUCUUUUAAUAAAUGCUUAGUUAAACAUUCCCACAGCCUUUUCUUGCUAAUAGGAAAAUGGCAAAUAGGGUUAUUAUUAUUAUUAUUUUGGUAAAUAUUCUACUCUGAAAGGGUGCUAUUAUACGCAUUUAUUUUUUUCUGGCAUUUCUACUCCACGUGGUUGUCUCCCUCCUUGUUUAAUCCUCACAACAACCCUGUGAGGUAGGUUAGGCCGAGAGAAACUGGGACUGGCUUCCAAGGUUACACCCAGUCAGUUUCAUGGCCCAUUGUGGGGAUUCGAACCCUGGUCUCUCCCAGCUCCUUGUCCUGCACUCACUACAGUACCACCGGCUCUCAAAUGGGGGCUUAAUCCUGUAAACAGAUGGCUGAGGUAUCACAACCAGGUCAUUGGCAACAGGUUUUUUAAUUGAUCAGAUUUCCCCCUGAAAGGAAAAUCCAAAUUAAUGUGUGUUUGGGGAUAUGAGUUGGCAUUUUGAUGGCAUUGCCAUAU